AGAUUUAGUUAACAUAACUAUUCAAUGUUUGAUACAACACUCCAAUGCUGUGUGGAGUCUGCAAAACAUCACCAAAAAGUUGUUGGACUUAACUAAAGGUAUAAAUUGGUCGCAUAAAUGAAUCAAACGAUUGAACAUUUAUAAGACGUUGUGUUGCCUUCACAUGAAAUAGUGGUUCAAAAGUUGGAAAACUUGUUUCUCUUGUCUUUUACUCUCAUUGCUUGUCAUAGCUUAAGGGCCAACACUUUUUGAGCUCAAACUUGGGAUUCAUUACAUUUGCCAUACCUUUGCAUUGUUUGAACUGUAAAUUAUGAUCAGUUUUUAUGAUUAAAUUGAUUCAAACAAUGGAAGAAGAACUCAAAUGUCCCGUUUGUAAGAACUUCUUCGUGAAUCCCAUUUUAAUGCCCUGUUAUCACACUCUAUGCCUUACUUGUGCUCUAAGUAUUCAACAGUCAGUUAAUGUCAAUCAACACAAUAACUCUUCUAAUAAUUGCAAUAAUAAUAAUAAUAUAAAUCCUAUGACCAUAUCAUCGCCUACCAAUGCUUCUACAUAUAUAGUGACCGCUACUGUCCAUCAAAGUGAUGAAAACGUUCACAUCAAUAGUAUUAUCGGUGAUAUCAGUGCCACUUGUAGUACAUCUGGUAGUGAGAUAAGUGAUGCCGACAAAGUCAGUCUCUUAAGUGAGACCGACUCAGGAGUUAUUUGCAAUUCCCGACCUAACAGUUAUGUGGGAACACCUAAUAUUCAGGGCAUACUAUUUCCACCAUUUAUACAAACGGUAAAUUCAAUAUCGUUGACUUGUCCGGUAUGUCACAAAUUAAUUUAUCUCAAUGAUAACGGGGCCACCAAUUUACCAAAAAACAGGACAAUGCAGGCAAUUGUAGACAAGUAUUGUGACACAAAUAACUUUACCACCGAAUGCCAACUGUGCGAAUCAAAUCCUAAAGAGGCAUCAGUUAUGUGUGAACAAUGCGAGAUCUAUUAUUGUGACACUUGUCGUGACCGAUGUCAUCCUCAAAGAGGUCCAUUGGCUGCACAUAAACUCAUUGCCGCACAUCUCACUAAAAAUAUAUCAAAAACUAAAAGCAAAGAAUCUGCCAUUAAAUGCAUCGAUCAUUCGGACAGUUGUCUCGAAAAGUUCUGCAUUAACUGUAAAAUUCCGAUCUGUAAUACCUGUGCUCAAGAAAACCGCCAUUUAAGUCAUGAUAUUCAAUCUUUGGCUACGAUAUGCAAAGUACUCAAAACAGAUUUGUCACAAAAUCUUCAUUCGUUGUCUGAGAAGGCAAAGACUGCCACAGAAUUUAUUCAACGACUCAAAGGAAUCACAGAAAAGGCAAAUGAAAAUAGUUUAAACUUUGAAACCGAGAUUACUUCUCAAUGCGAUAAUCUGAUCGCUACUAUUAAAGCAAGAAAACAGCAAUUAUUACAAUUCGGACGCAAAGAGAAAGAAUAUAAAUUAAGGAUUUUAAGAGAUCAGGUGUUGUCGUGUACCACAAAACUACAGCAAACCACAGGACUCAUCCAGUUUUGCAUUGAAGCCCUUAAAGACACCGAUUGCAUGAGUUAUUUGCAGAUUGGAUCUUCACUGAUAAGUCGUGUAUCCAAUGUUGAGAUGACGUGGCAUAAAGAUAUGAAUACAGCUCCCUGGGUAUCACCAGAGUUUGAUUUGACACUUGACUGUCAACCGGUCCUCUUAGCCAUUGAACAGUUGAAUUUCUCUCAAAUGAAACCACCUGGACCUCCAAUUCUGAUACCUGACGAGUGUUUAUCAGAAAACAAUGGUAUAACAGUGUCGUGGCAGCCACACCCGUCCAGUUUUAUUGAGGCAUUCAUACUAGAACUGGAUGACGGAAACAAUGGUGCCUUUAGAGAAGUAUAUUGUGGUAAAGAGACCAUAUGUACAGUCGAUGGACUUCAUUUCAAUUCAAUUUAUCGGAUUCGGGUUAAAGCAUAUAAUACUAGUGGAGAAGGCGUUUAUAGUGAUGUCAUAUCACUUCAGACAACAGAUGUCGCGUGGUUUACAUUGGAUCCAUUGUCAGCUCAUUCAGAUAUUGUCAUCUCCAAUGAAAACCAUACGUUUACGUGUGAUAGUUAUGAACACAGAGUUGUUUUGGCAAACAUUGCAUUUUCACGAGGAGUUCAUUACUGGGAAAUAACUGUUGAUAGAUAUCUGAAUAAUGCAGACAUAGCUUUAGGUAUCGCAAGGAUUGACGUCUCAAAAGAUAAAAUGCUUGGUUGUGAUUGUAAAGGUUGGAGUAUGUAUAUCGACAACAAGAGAUCAUGGUUUUUACACUCAGACAGACAUGACAGCCGAUCUGAUGGUGGUAUUGGUGUCGGCAGUGUUAUCGGUAUUUUGCUAAACAUGGAAACCAAUGAAUUGUCAUUUUAUGUCAACGACGAGCUACAGUCGGGAAUAGCUUUUUCGGAUCUUAAGGGUGUCUUUUACCCGGCUUUUAGUCUCAACAGAAACGUCACAAUAACUGUCACGACUGGCAUUGAACCGCCAAUCAGUAGCGGAUCCAACAGUGCCAAUGAAAGCGAGUCCAGUGAUGCAGAAAAUAAGAGAAUCAAUUGA
Messenger RNA from Oppia nitens, 2576 nucleotides. RefSeq names its product E3 ubiquitin-protein ligase TRIM9-like (gene Trim9). The record is from RefSeq and is a predicted model, not a curated record. Gene Ontology annotation, molecular function: zinc ion binding; protein binding. The coding region runs from base 324 to 2576 and encodes 750 amino acids. The transcript has 8 exons. Lineage: Eukaryota; Metazoa; Arthropoda; Arachnida; Sarcoptiformes; Oppiidae.